CCCGACUUCUUUUUGCAUAAAAUGAUUAAUGGGAGGACUCAGCUACUGUCCUGCUUUUGAGAACAAUGGCCACACCUGUUCGGGCCAUUGUAUGCUUAUGCUGUGCUCUGUUGGGCAAUGGAAUCGGAGCUGAACUCGAAGCAGCACGGAGCAGAUCCAUCACAACUUCAAGAGAGCAACCUUACAGAACCUCCUAUCACUUCCAAUCUCCGCGGAAUUGGUUGAACGGUAUGAAGUCCAUCAAUAUCGCCUCUAAUCUGUUCAUUCCUUCUUUGGUGUUUAAUCAAACCUUUUUUCUCUCUCUUUUUCUUUUUUGUGCUGAUGCUGUUACGAGACAUGUUCUUAAUCUGAUCGUGGAGAGCGCAAACGGGUGUUUUUUUUUCCUGCAGAUCCUAAUGGUCUUAUGUAUUACAAAGGGGUUUACCACUUGUUCUACCAGUACAAUCCUCACAGCACCCUCUUUAGCGACGGUAUGGUAUGGGCGCAUUCGGUUUCAUAUGAUCUAGUUAACUGGGUUCACCUUAAUCACGCCCUUGAGCCAAGCGAACCGUUCGACGUCACCAGUUGCUGGUCAGGUUCUGCUACGAUCCUUCCAGGGAAUAGACCGGUUAUUUUGUAUACCGGAAUAGAGGCAAAUUAUCGUCAAGUGCAAAACUUGGCGAUUCCGAAGAACGAGUCUGAUCCCUUCCUACAAGAAUGGGUCAAGUUCUCUCGGAAUCCGAUUAUUGUUCCUCCCGAAGGAAUCGAACCGGACAAUUUCCGAGACCCAACGACUGCCUGGCAGGGUCCAGAUGGUAAAUGGAGGAUGAUAGUUGGAAGCUGGAAGGACGAUAAAGGAAUGGCAAUUCUUUAUCAAAGUGAUGACUUCUUCAACUGGUCAAAAUCAGAGCAUCCUCUUUUCACAUCGAGCAAAACCGGCAUGUGGGAGUGCCUGGACUUUUUUCCGGUAUCCACGGAUAGCAUGAAUGGCGUGGACACAUUGACCCUGAACCCAAGCACUAGGCAUGUGAUGAAGGCAAGCUUCAAUAGUCAUGACUAUUAUGUGCUAGGCACUUAUGAUCUUGAGCUGGAAACGUUUUUACCAGAUGAUGACCUUACGGGAGCUAGUCUGGACUUAAGAUUGGACUAUGGGAAGUAUUAUGCUUCGAAAUCAUUCUUUGACAGUGCGAAGAACCGAAGAAUACUGUUUGGAUGGGUUAACGAGUCGGAUAGUACAGAGGAUGACAUAGCAAAAGGUUGGUCUGGACUUCAGGCAUUUCCAAGAGAAAUUUGGCUAGACAGAAGUGGAAAGCAACUGAUACAGCAGCCUGUUGAGGAAAUUAAAACUUUGCGUGACAAAAAUGUUGGUGUUAAGUCUCUGGAACUCGACAAUGGUUCAACUUAUGAAGUUUCAGAUAUCACUGCUUCACAGGUGGAUGUUGAAGUUGCCUUUGAAUUGCCCAAAUUGGAAGAUGCUGAGCUCAUGGAUCCAAAUUGGCUCGACCCCCAAAUCCUGUGUAGUGAAAAGAAUGCAUCGGUUAGGGGCAAGUAUGGACCGUUUGGUUUGUUAGCUUUGGCGACGGAGGAUUUGAGAGAACAAACGGCAAUAUUCUUUAGAGUAUUCAGAGGCCAUAACAAAUACAUUGUCCUGAUGUGUAGUGAUCAAAGCAGGUCUUCGUUGAGGAACGAGAUCGAUAAGACCACAUAUGGAGCUUUCCUCGACGUAGAUCCCCAAGUUGAGAAGAUUUCCUUGAGAACCUUGAUAGAUCACUCUAUUAUUGAGAGCUUUGGUGGGGAAGGAAAAGUAUGCAUCACUAGUAGGGUGUAUCCAGUGCUGGCUAUUGACAAAGCGGCUCGCUUGUAUACUUUCAAUUAUGGAACUCUUAGUGUACGAGUCGAGAGACUGGAUGCGUGGAGUAUGAGGAAAGCCCGUAUUGGUCAUGGAGAAAGUUUGAGCUAUGGAGAAUCAUUGGCACUUCAGUGCGAGAACCUCUCAUUUUGCGGAUCCGAGGAGGGUUGAUCCUGUGGAGGGUUGCCGCUACAUUGUGAGGAAUCUGCUUCUGCAAUUUGAAAUGCUCAAAGCAAGACUGAUUCUAGUGUUUCAUCCAUGUUUUCCCUCCACACGUAAUAGAGCGCCAUGAGACGUAUCCGCAGAAUCGCUGCAUUAUUUCCUGACUGCGUAGAAAUCUAAAUCAAUAAAAAAUUGUACCAUUCAGAGUUUUUUGUAAUCCUGAUUGAAUAUGAAUGGUAUGCUUCUGCAAAAUAGUCCUUCUCUGCCUCUUUUUUAUUUUUUCCUGGGAAAAAAAACCUUACUAGUUGAAUGGCUGACACCCCACAUGAGCUCCAGGAGAAGCAGUAUAAUAAUUUAUCUGAAUCACUGUUGGCCCUCGAGCUGCUAAAUGGGUCACAAUGAUCUUAUAAGUCUCCAUUCUCAACACAUAAUUUUAAUUUGUCUAAUCAAUCACGAGGCUCAUUAUGAUGCAUAAUCUAAGAGCUUAAAACAUACUACGCAAAACGACAAACAAGAUAAACUUAAACUUUGCUCACUGAAAAGCAUCCCUUAAACUUGGACUUUGUCAGGUAGAGUCUGGCUUCAGUAAUCUAUUCAUAAACUGUUUUUUAAUUGCUUGCUUGAUUGAUAGUCUUUGGUCUUUCUCCAGAAAAUACAACCAAUCUCCAUGUGCAUUAUUCCCAAGUUGGCAUUGAAUUUUCACACUUCCCUAAGUAUUAGA
Messenger RNA from Syzygium oleosum, 2711 nucleotides. RefSeq names its product beta-fructofuranosidase, insoluble isoenzyme CWINV3-like. Gene Ontology annotation, biological process: carbohydrate metabolic process. The record is from RefSeq and is a predicted model, not a curated record. The transcript has 6 exons. The coding region runs from base 404 to 1999 and encodes 531 amino acids. Gene Ontology annotation, molecular function: hydrolase activity, hydrolyzing O-glycosyl compounds. Lineage: Eukaryota; Viridiplantae; Streptophyta; Magnoliopsida; Myrtales; Myrtaceae.